Molecule: messenger RNA, 4269 nt
Organism: Rhagoletis zephyria (snowberry fruit fly)
Lineage: Eukaryota; Metazoa; Arthropoda; Insecta; Diptera; Tephritidae
Source: RefSeq, a predicted model, not a curated record
CGAGUUGUCGGCCUAAUGCCACCGUCAACCGCAGUUAUGAGAAGCCAGCAGCCAACGCCACAUCAACAGCCAUCUCGUGUUGUAAUGUUAGUCGGCAGUGAGCGUCAACAGGAUCACGCAGCCAGUUUUAAGUGUUGUGUGUGCGAUGGGGCACCCUCGAUUAGUGACUGUCAAACUUUCAAUGAGUCAAUGAGUGCUCGUGAUCGUUGGGAAAAGGUGAAAUCCCUGCAGCUUUGUUUCUCGUGUCUGCGUAAAGGACACAACACGUCUAACUGCCGUUCAAAAAAGUUGUGUGACGUUAACGCCUGCCGCCGCUAUCAUCAUCGAAGUUUACAUGAAGCCUCGACUUCAACUUCUGCGCCGCCCACAGCUCAAAGUCGAGCUGCAACUCAGCCUGUACUUAAUUGCAGAGUAGCCAAACAUCGAAAUAGCCAGUUUUUUAAAUAUGUGCCAGUAUCGCUAUUCGGACCGAAUGGUAAAGAAGAAGUUUAUGCCAUGGUUGAUGAAGGAUCAGCUAUAUCACUACUAGAAGAUAGCGUAGCCACAAGAUUGGGUCUCAAAGGACGUAAGCAACCCCUGACUUUACAAUGGUAUGGACAAAGGUGUACGACUGAAGAGUCGUCAAAAGUGAGUGUUGAAAUACAGGGCAAAGUACAACAGCGACGUAUACGCUACGAAAUAUUUGCACCAUUCGUAACCUCGAUUUACCAGAACAGUCCUUCCGUAAAGCAGAUUAUAGCCAUUUGAAGAUUUUGCCCUUAGAAGAUUAUCAUCAAGUCAAACCAUCGUUGCUGUUCGGUUUAGACAAUACGUAUUUAAGUGUGCCGUCUACAACAGAACAAGUUGGCAGCGGAAACCCAGUAGCUAUUAAUACAAAGCUGGGUUGGAUAGCCUACGGUUCAACCCGAUCGCCAACAACAGCGCCUGUGGUACUACAUAUUCGAGGAAAGAACAACUUGGAAUCGCUACACGAACUGGUUGCAGAAUAUUUCGCCGCUGAUAACUUUGGUGUCAACAAUGAGUUAACCAAGCAACUAGAGUCAGAACACAACCAACACGCUCGUCAGAGGCUGAAAGCCAACACACGCCGCAUCGGUAAGCCGCGGUUUGCUGUGGAAAAGUGUUCCACCAGCACUUCCGAACAGCUAUGCUAUGGCUUACAAACGACUGUUGGGUAUUGAGAAGAGAAUGCGAAUUGAUGAAGGUUUUUCCGCCAGGUAUAGAGAAGAAAUUGCUAUGUAUAUACGAAAUGGUUACGCUAGACAACUUUCUGAGGACGAAGUAGGUAUGCAGUCAUGUUUCAAUUGGUAUUUGCCUCAUUUUGCAGUCCAGAGCCCCCACAAACCUGGAAAGAUGAGGAUCGUGUUUGAUGCAGCUAUGAAGGUCAAUGGAGUAUCUCUCAAUUGUGUACUAAAGGGUGCAGAACAAGCCAAGCCGUUACUAGAUAUACUAUUCAGGUUUCGCGAAGGAGUAGUAGCUGUGGCUGCCGACAUUCGCGAGAUGUUUUCCCAGGUGGUAGUAAAACAGCCAAAUCAAUAUGCUCAGCGAUUUUUAUGGCGUGAUGGCGACUCCCAUCAGCCAGUCCAGCACUACGUUAUGAUGUCAAUGGUUUUUGGUGCGGUUUGCUCUCCCUGUAUUGCAGAGUAUGUCAAGAACAAAAACCCCGAGGACUUCCGCUCACAAUAUCCCGACGCAGCUGCAGCAAUUAUUUACAGCCAUUAUGUAGACGAUUUCGUAGCCAGAUUUCAGAGCAAAGAAGAGGCAGAGCACGUUUGCAAGGAAGCUAAAUUCGUCCACGCCGAAGGAGGGUUUCAGCUUCGAUCAUUCGUAUCCAAUAUCAAAGAACUUGAAAACAGCUUGAAUACCGACACCGAAGCCGUAUCCCAACACGUAAAUUUAGAACGCCAAAGUAGUUGCGAAAAGGUGUUGGGAAUGUACUGGAAUACCCCGACCGAUUCGUUUGAGUUCAGGUUCAAAUUCCAUCGUAUUCCAAAGCCAGUACUAGAAUGUGUACGCGUACCUACGAAACGCGAACUUUUGAGCAUCAUAAUGUCACACCCCUAUUGCGUGUGUCGACUGGUAGUAGAUAAACGACUUAUUCGAUUAUCGCUUUUCCACGGUAUUGUGAAUGUCGGUUUCUCGUUCAAUAACCGACUGAAUAGUUUUUAUCGCUCAUUUUUCUACAACUGUUUGUUUGCAGAUGGAAGAGCGACUAUAAACUAUUCACACGUACUUUUUGAACGAGAAAACGACUUUGGAAAUACCACGGACAAUCGAUUAUCGACUAACAGUCGAUUAUCUACUACUGGUCUACACUCGCAAUAGGGGUGUCAGUUUUUGAUCCGUUCGGUAUUCUCGCCGUUCAAGAGAGAGCAAGUUUAAGCCAUACGUUAGUCAUCGCAUAAUAGAAAUUUUGUCAUCGUCGAAUCCUUCUCAAUCGCGCUGGGUACCUACAGAUAAAAACACGACCAAUAUCGCUACUCGUCCAAAAUGGCCACCUAAAGCCGAGAAAUACAGUCCAUGGUUAAGAGGUCCGGAUUUCCUGCGGGAUCCAGUCGAGCACUGGCCACCUACGCUUUGCAGCCCCAUGCCAGUUCAGCUUGAGAAGGAAGUGCAGCCGUGUCUUGUCGCACAUGCGGAGGUAAAAAAUUCAUUAUUACAGUUUAAUCGCUUUUCUUCUUUCUUCAAUUUGAGACGGGUAAUGGCAUUGGUUUAUCAAGCCGUACAUAGACAAUGAAGGUGUUAUGAGGUUGCGUGGGCGCAUAGACGAGGCCACAUGUCUGCCGAAAGAUGCUAGAAUACCGAUUUUGAUGCCGGCGAAACACAUCGUCUCACAGAUUAUUAUGCGCCAGUACCACGAACAGUAUCACCACCAGAACGUUGCAGUAAUUUUAAGUGAGGUUCGUCAGAAAUACUGGUUUCCACGCGCCAAAUCACUAUUGAAAGUCGUACAACGAAGUUGUGCCCAAUGCCGAAUUGACAGAGCCACACCUAAACCACCAUUAAUGGGUCAGUUGCCGGAAGACCGAAUUACACCAUACGUCAGGCCCUUCGUGUAUACAGGGGUGGAUCUAUUCGGCCCGUUUAACGUGGGGAUAGGGCGCGGGAGAGAGAAGCGAUGGGCAGUCAUAUUCACGUACCUCACCAUAAGGGCGGCUCAUCUAGAUCUUGCGCACGACUUGUCAACAGAUGCUUUCCUAAUAUGCUUACGCAAUUUUGUAAAUCGCCGUGGAACUCCGGUACGUAUCCGAAGCGAUAAUGGAUAAUGGUAUGGGAGCUGAAAGCGUCAGAACGUAUUUUAGAUUCGGAACGUAUUUUGAAUGAUGUAUCCAAGCGCGGUAUAGACUGGAAGUUCAAUUGUCCUUCUAAUCCAAGUUCUGGAGGCUGUUGGGAGCGACUAAUUCGCACAGUGAAACGACUUUUUACCAAAAUCAUCACUUGAAGAAGUGCCAAGGGAAGAUACGCUAGGUAGCGUGCUUAUAGAGAUUGAAAACAUUUUGAAUUCGAGACCGCUAACAGAAGUACCACUGUCAUCGGAGAAAGACGAUCCGAUAACCCCGAAUCAUUUCCUGUGGGGUGCUCAAAUUCGACGCAAACGCCGCAACCAGUAGAUGGAAAAUUAUGCCUAAGAAAACAAUGGCGCAUAGCCCAAAGCCUAAAAGACAGAUUUUGGAAUGAGUGGAUACCGCAUUAUUUACCGCAGUUGCUUUGCGUCAAAAAUGGCAGGAAGAAGUUGAGCCCCUAAAAGUGAAUAACUUGUCAAUAUGCGACACCAUGCAGCCACGUAGCCAGUGGCAAAAAGGUUGAGUUACCAGAGUAUUCCCAGCCAUAGAUGGUCAGAUUCGUUUCGCUGAAGUUAAAACUGCUGGAGGGGUACUACGUCGCCCAGCUUCGAAGAUUGCAGUCCUCCAUUUGGCUGGUGAAUCCCUGGGUGAUUCACGGCGGGGGGGGGGGUAGAGGCACCCUGUGCCUUAUGUUUCAUUUCUACUUUUACCAUUUCUACAUUGUGAUUGGCUCAGAAUUAUAUUAGUACCGAGUUCUUGCAUUUACUAAUACAUGCAUACAUAACAUACGUAAUUUACCAAUUCGCUAUUAUCUGCAUGUACAUGUUUACCAAUGAUCAGAGGCAAAUUAAUCGUCACCGAGAGCAGCAGCCGACAAUCACCAGCAAAAUACAAAUUUGGAAACGUUAGCGUUUUAGCUAGCAAUAUUUGGAAAUCCUCGCAUUUAUUUUAUGUUGUUUUGACUAAAGUUAUCAAAUAAUAAAUA